ACAUGGGCUUAUUUUGUGAUAUAGCCGCAUACAAUACUAAGACGGCGAAAGUUCUAACUCUGAAGAGCGGACAAACAUGUACGGAGCCUAGUUUGGCUAGAAUGGAAUGGCUAUCCAAUGACUUGGGAGUGCAUGCUGCCUAUGAUGUCCAUUUUCCCAUCACUAUCAGUUUUGCAGUUGUACUAGUACCAGUACUAACUAGGUAUGUGUAUUGCCAUACAAGUCUCAGAAAACGUGAAAAGAAAAAAAAGUGGUUUACAGUGCUUCAGGUGCCUGGGCUAGACAGUAGUGCUGGAUUAAUGAGAGCCAACGCCUGGUUUACCAAGAAAGGAAAACGACACGAGAUACCGUAAGACAGUAACAUUCAAAGAAGAGUUCAGGAUGGGGUCUGGUGCCUCUAGGGAGGAGGAUGUUAUCCGAGAGAAUGGGGUAGCCCAGAGUCCGGCUGUCUCAGGCCAAAGGGUGCCUCCAAUGACACCAUCCACCAGCAUGCAGGGCUACGCAGCCACACACCCCAGUCAUAACAGGCCCGCCUCGCAGAUAAGCCGUCAGCUCUCAAAGUCAUCCUUUGCUCGCUCAGAUGGUGGUCAGUCUUCCAGACCUAUCCUUCAACGCAAAAAUACAGUCUCCAAGUUUAUAGAAGGCUACGAACAGGCUGAAGUGUUUGUUUCCAAAUCAGGAUUUUCUAUGCAAAAUAUACAAAUUAUGGAAGGCCAGACGAUCAAGUUCAGGUGGGACACCGAAGAUAAUACCUCAUUAAACAUCAUUCAGGUUGUUCAUGAUGGGGAGAAAUUACGCCCAGUCAUAGGAGGCUAUGGCUGCUCCCAAUCACAAGCAGAUGGUCUGUUUGAACAACAGUUUAACCUGGAGGGAGAUUACAAAUUUGCCAUAUCUGGCAUUCGCUCCACCCCUCUGACUGUUUUGGUACGACCUAGAGUUGACCUUCAGGCUGAAGUCACAGAUUAUGGUUUCAGCCCCAAAGUUAUAAACAUCGACAAAGGUCACACAGUAAAGUGGUCAUGGGUCCAGUGUAGUGUACCUCACUCUGUGCAGGAAGUCACAUACGAUAUUUGUAAAGGGGGAUUCGUCAAACCAUCAAACGCAAAUUCAAACACGUUCACAUCAACUGUUAGUGGAAGUUACAGACACUCAUUUAAGAGGUCAGGCCUGUACUAUUUUCAGACAGAUGGUAUGGAUCUUGGAAAGACGCACCUCUGUAUUGUUCAUGUUAGAGAAACACAGAAGGAAUGCAAAGUUGAAGUUUUAGAUCGCUCAUUUAGUCCAAUGAUUGUGUUGAUAGAAGAGGGAGACAGAGUCUGGUGGCAUUGGGACAGGUUCAAGUGCAAGAAGUUUCACAGUAUCUAUCAGAUUCAUGCCCCAGGGAAGGAUCAUCCACCCAGUGAACAGUAUGAGCCUGUUAAGGAUGGCUUCAGAUGGACUGCUCCAAGUAAGCAAGGCUUGUUGUCAUACCAGUUCCAUGUGCCAGGUGUUUACUAUUUUUCUGACCAAAACUUUGAAGAGGCUGCGGAGUACAUUGGGACUGUGAUUGUGAAGCCGAAACAGAAGGAACAUUACAUAGAACUGUCUGAAAACGGCUUUUCUCCAGACCUUUGGUACACACAGACUGGUGAUCGCAUAUGGUGGACAUGGAGUGGUCAUCAUGUGGACAGGAUGGAUUCUACCUUUACUAUCUGUGAAAUAGAAAAGACACUUAACCCGGCCACCAAGCAGGAGUCCACUGAUGAAGGAGCACAGUGGCAGUACAUGGAUGAAGAGGCAGCAAAGCUAUGCACAAGGCUGGGCCUUGCCACUGUCCAGUACAACACAGUAGGGGUUUACCACUACAGGGUUACUGAGACCCGCAAUGCAGUCUCCACCUGCUCUGUCAUUGUCAACCCUGGGCCUAAGAACUACACAAUUCACCUGACAGACAAUGGCUUUGAGCCUAAGGUGAUGACAAUCCGUCCUAAUGACAGAGUUUGGUGGGUGUGGCAGACUGGUCAGAAGCAACACAACAUAGUGCAGGUGUCUCACCAAGGUAGCCCAAUAGAAGGUGGGUUUGGUAGUGGAGCUCCACGGGAUUGUCCCUCGGCUUUUGUCCACCAGUUCCACAGUCCAGGUGUCUUCUACUUCAAAAGUCUGAAUUUGCCCAAAAUGUUUGGUGCUGUUGUGGUGUCCACACAACCGCAGGUUCAUGAAGUGCAAGUGGCACGCGCCAAGCUGACCCCUGACCCCGUGGUUGUCAUGGUAAAUGACAUUGUGUGCUGGGUGUAUCCAGGUCUGCGUCACCACCAACUACGAGAGGUGAAAACAGUCGAUGAGAUUCUUAAAACCGACUCGACAGUAGCCAUUGCUCCCAGGCGGUGUAUGUCCAAAGCUAUCACUCAACAGGGAGUGUUCCACUUCUGCAGCAAGUCUUUCCAGAAGGGCAAGAAAGAUAAGGAUAAUAAUGCUGAUGAAGUUCGUCUUAGCACAGUGAUCUCAGACGAUCGAUUUGACAAUUCUGUGGUUCAAGUCAACAAGUUUGGUUUCCACCCUGCUCAACUCUACGUGCAGAAGGGAGAGAGUGUCUUGUGGACGUGGAAGAUCAAUGACGAACCUCACAACAUCAUACAUGUUACAGCUGCUGAUAGUCAGGCACCCUUGAAUGUUGUCCAAGGCCCGAAAUCUUUCAACAGUGGAAAGCCUGUCCCAAAUAACAGUUUUCUGUAUACCUUUGAUGAGAUAGGUGUGUUUACUGUGGCUUCCCAAGGGGCACCUGGCUGUUCAUGCACCAUCCAUGUCCUGGAACAUGCUGAGCGCUGCAAGGAACCUUAUAUUGUGUCCAGUCCUAAUGGUGGCACAGUAGAACGAUACACAACUGUCCAGUUGCACUGUGACACUCCAGGUGCGAAAAUCUUCUACACCACGGAUGGUUCAAAACCAGACCUUCAUUCACAGUCUUCUGAGGUGUAUACAGACGGUGUGAUUCUGAAUCACUCUGGACUGCAUUUUAUAAGAGCCAUUGCCGUGUGUGAUGGUGUGCUAACCAGCCAUGUGAUGACAUCCAAACGUUACUGGGUUCUCAGUCAAGAAACAGAUGAUGAAAUAGAGAGUGAGUCCAAUAAAAUGGUGGAAAAGGAGGUGCCCCUAAAAGCCCCAGUGAUGGACAUGACGGAGUCUUGGAAGUGGUUGUCUUGUGCGCCAACAAUCAAGGGCUGUGUGACUCAGCCGGGAGAACUAGAGAUCUUCUGGGAACCUCCUCCUGCAGAUUGUUUGCCCAUGGUCUUGGGGUAUCAGAUUUACCUGAACGGCAUCAGUUAUUGUGAGAUGUUCCCACCUGAGCAGAAUACCAUCAACGUGGCUGGUCUGGCAGGAGGUCGACAGUACGAGAUCCAUGUCUCCGUCUUCCCAAAGUCUGAGAAGUUCUCCCAUCAGGAAUCCAAUAAACUGUUACUAAGAUGCCCUCUUGCAACCCAUGAUCAUGGUCCAGUGAUAUCUCUAGAAACAACAAAUCGACCAGACUCUUUAGCUGUUGUUUGGAUGUCCAUUGAUACAGAAUUUGAGCCCAUCACAGGCUACAUUCUCUUCCUGAAUGAUGCUCAAGUAGGACAAACGCUUGUUCCUGACAAGGACAGCAAUCGAUGCAAGGUUGUGGUUGAAGGUUGCGACCUUGAUGUUUUGUACAAGGUCGUCGUGUUUGCUCUUCCUAAGGGAAUAGCAGAUAUCUCCAGCUAUAUUAGAGGGGCUGGAGGGAAGCCCAAAACCUCCAACCUUUUGGAGAUUCUGUUGCCCCUGAAGACAGCACCAAUUGUUCUUCCCCCUCCUCACCGACGAUUGGAAGAUGAAGAUCUAUAUCGUGAAUUUCUCGAAAUCCGUGAAGGAUCCGGUUACCUGCCCAGUAUGGAUCAAGUUGACCAAAAUGUGGAAGGUGCUUCGGAGGCUACCCAAACAGUUGCCAGACGACAACCAAAAGCCUUUUACCUUAUACUGUGGGAUGGUGCUGAAGUGACAUCACAUGACAUCAGCAAAGGGACACAAACCCCAUGGCGUGGAAAAGAAAUCCUGGACCCGUCCCAAGUUGGGCGGGACUCAAGAAAGGGCAUGGGUUAUGGUAGUUCUGAUUCUGAAUCGGGUACAGAUGAUGACGAGCAUGAAGGUGAAGGCAUCUGCACGAUCAACAUGACUGGGUCAGGACAAACUGUCAUGGCCGCUGAGCAGCAGCGCUCAGGCCCUGCAAGAGGCACAAAUGGUGGCGUAGAAAUUGAUCUGGAUGGUGUGGAAACAGCAGAUUCCACCAUUGUCACACAGGCUCUUGUGCAUGAUCGUGGAGAUAGACGACCAAAGACAGGAAAACCAAAGAAAUUGCGCAGACGAAAAAGACCCAAAUCUGCAAUCAUUGAUGUCCACGAUGCUGCUGAGUUUAAUGCUGAUGAAGCUCUGUAUGAAGAUGGCAGGAAGAGGCUGCGAGUGGUUAAAAUUCCUGCUUUGCGAUCAGCUCCACCUGGUGAGAGGCUUCCAAGGCCAGAUCUGGAAGGACAGUUCAUCGUGUGUGAUGCUGAUGGUUUGUUGCCUGCUCCAUCAGUUCUGGUGGAAAGUCGUGGUCGGGACAGUGUCAAAGUAGAGUGGGAGUUACCCCGGCAACCUGACCCGGAAUACAGACUCCUUAUCUAUGUCGUCAACGUGAUAGGGGAAGCUUUUGACUCCAAUGUCAAUAGUGAUAUGAGCUUUGACUGUAAUGUUGAUGACAAAGGGAAGCGUGUGUCUGCCAUCCAACAUUGCUGGAACAUAACAGGGAAACACAAGUGCCUUAUCCAAGGACUAAUGCCAAACAGGCUCUACAGAAUUUAUGUUGUGGCAAACUACACCAUGGUUCAUGGACCGAAACCAUCUGAGUUCCAGACAACUUCAUCCGUGCUCUAUUAUACAACACUCGGGGCUCCGAAACCUCCAAACCUGAAGAUUCUUAGUGUGGAUUUAUACCAGACUUGUUUGGAGUGGGAGUUAGCAGAAGUCCAUGAAGACUACAGGGUCAAAGGUUUCCGCAUCUUCAUUAACAACAAGCAACAUCCUGACCUCCAGCCCAGGAGAAUUCGCCAGCUUAUCAUCAAUCACAUGAUUCCAGGUGAUACCCUAUCUAUAGCUGUCAUGGCGAUCUCCAAGCAUGCAGGUUACAACAGUGACUUAUCCAGGACAGUUCGGAUUACCUGUCCUCGGCGUCCCCCUGCUCCCAUCAUCAGUCAGCAGCCCUCUUACAAAAAGGGCUGUGUAUUAGUGGCAUGGGAUAAACCCACUGGCCAUAUGCGAUCUGGAAGAGAUGAUGAUAUUUCUCUUUACUGUGUGUAUACAGAUGAUAGAUGGUAUGGAGAAAUUCGUGCAAAUGCGUCAAGUGACAAGCAAGGGUACCAGUUCUUCCUGACAGAUCUGACACCAGCCCAAAACUAUGAUGUGGCUGUAAAGACAAUCUGUGGCCCGCGGCGAGUGGACAGUAAAGCUGACCAUGUAUUUUGCCUUAGUGACAGUCCUUUUUCUAAUGUCUUACCUGUAAUGGCACCUGCUGCUCCCCACUCCCCCAAGCUCCGGAUUGAGGGGCUACAUCCAGAGGGCAUCGAUGUCACCUGGCAAGUGCCUCAGCAGUACGGGGAUGCUGGCAUCUCAGGCUAUCAAAUGCUGAAGAAUGGUAAGCUAUACGGCUCAGUAAUUCCUCCAGAUGUCAACAGCUUACGCAUCAAGGAUCUAAUACUGGGAGAAAAAGUGACCCUACAAGUGAUUGCUCUAACAGAUCACCCUGUGGGCAGAUCUGACAUGGCACUGACCGACAAGGAUUCAGGCAUUGAUGGUUCUAGCCAGCCUGAAGAGAGGGCUGGUACCUUAAAGGUAAUGGCUUUUCAGGUACAAAAUAGACCACGGAUACAUCAGAUUAGUGAGGAUCUGUUAGUUGGGGAGAAGUAUGCUGGAUGUAAACCUGGUGCCCGUCUGGUGCUACACUACAGUGGACUGGUCAUACCUCCCUCUAAAGUUUGGGCAGAGGAAGUAACGGGUCAUUCAGCCCUUGUUGUCUGGAAAGUUGACGACCAUCCAAAGUCUCACUUUGUGCGCGCUGAAAGUUAUCAGGUGACCUGGUGGCCAGGUGAUAAACCUGAGGAUGACAUCAAUAGUGAUAGCACAACAGCUGACCACUUACUAAUUACCAACCUGAAACCAUCAACUACCUACACUGUUGUUGUUGAAGCCAGAAAAAUGCAGAGAUACUCUGAUGUGGAUGAAGAUGGCAAGACCACAGAAGAUGAUGGGCUCAGUGCAUUUAUCUUGACCUCAAAGUCAGAACAGAUGAAGAUAAAGACGGCGAGUCCACCUGAGGCUGCAACUCACCUGGGUGUGGUUGCUACUACCUGUAACAGUAUCAGGCUUGCCUGGAACCCACCCAAGGAGCAUGGUGUGGAAGUCAUAGGUAUCCGUGUUGACUGCACACCUGCGAAGAGUCACAAUCCAGACGAGCAUGUGUGUGUAGACCUUAUGCCAGAUGCCACCACUGCCAUCCUGGAAGGGCUAGCAGAGCACACAGACUACAUGAUCUGCGUCACUGCCGUCACACAGGAGUUCUUCGAAACACUGCCGGAGAAACACCGUCUAAAGAAGCUUCACGCACUGCCCAAAGAUGCCCGUGUGGGACCUGAUGAUUCCCAGUGGUUGCCAUGUGCAACUAUCAUGGGAACAACCUCAGGGACAGACCGACCAUGCAAUUUGCAGGUGAUGAAAGCAACCACAUCAUCUCUCAGCAUAUCCUGGACGCCAGCGGUGGCCUAUGGCUCAAAUGUCCUCCAGGGAACAAUUGUGCGCUGGGUGGACCGGCAGACGGCAAAGAACAAGGACGAAGACUUAAUGGUUGCGAGUUACGUCAACCUGUUGGCCAAUCAGAGUACCUUGACCAUAGAGGACUUGAUUCCGGGAGCGCAGUACCGAAUAGUAGUGGAGGCCGUUGUAAGUCUGAAGACGUCCUUGGACGCUGACAGGCCAGAUGGCAGGAAGGGAGAGAAUCGACGCACAGCUCAUGUGAUGUCUGAACCGUUGUAUACAAGGACAAGAGCCCCAACAGAGCCCCCUCGUCUCCAGCUUGUGGGCUUGACGUCAGACACCUGUCGUCUUUACUGGGAGAAGCCGAUUCUUUUAAAUGUAGUAAGCAAGGAUGAAAACGAUCAGCCGAAUUACGUACGGCGUUACCUGGAAGGUUACAAGAUCGAGAUAAACGGCAAAGAACACAUGACUCUCGGCCCGUCAGCCCAAACCUGUUCCUUGACCAAGUGUAAGCCAGGACGGACAUACAGCGUAGUGUUGGUAGCACUAAGCUGCACCGCUGAGGUGAAAAAAGACAGGAAAAAGCGACACAAGACCCUGUUCAAGAAAGGAGGGGGUCAGUCUGAAGAAUACAGCUUGGUGUUGGAUGAUGAGAGUGAUCUGGACACAUCGCCAUCCGAGCCCCUGCGUAUCACUAUGCCAAAGCCUCAAACAGGUUUUCUAUCCUCCUUGGAAGGAGAGUUCCAUCGCAGUGAGUCUGAUGACCGUAAUUUAUGUGGAGAAAUUCAGCUGAAAUGGGAAACGUACGGGGAAACGGUCAACUUGUUAAGGCAGUUCAACAUUUUGUGGUUCAGUGAGGAUGACCGUGUCAUCCAGACCAAAUAUGUAGGACCAGAUCAAAGGAGCUGUACCAUUCCAGUCAUCAGUAACAAGGUUGUGUACAAUGUGAGCGUUGAGCCAUCCUUCUACUCAGAGACACCCCAGAGCUCCCCUCAAAGCCUUCAAAUCAUGAUCCCUGGGCAACCAGAUGCACCAGAGAUAUUCCUGGAAUCUGUGGACACAGAAGAAUUCGUUGUGGAGUGGGGAGAGCCACGUCUCUAUGGAGGUGUCAAAGUCAGAGGUUAUCAGGUAUACCUGAAUGAUCGCAAGGCGGGGAAUGAGCUGAAUAGUUCUUACAGAAAAGCAAUUAUACCUUGUCGCCCUAACAGACAUUACAAGAUGAACCUGAUAGCUUUAAGUGCCAACCCAGAAUAUCCUGACUCUUUCAAGUCUAACAGUUUACUGAUCAGCUCUGGACCACGGUCUCCACGCCAUGGGGAGGGGUCAAGCACAAUGACCUUGGAGGAUUGGUCAUCGAUGACUGAUGAUCAGGAGAUCAUGCUGAAGGUCAGCAGCAUCACAGAUACAGCUAUACACCUGGACUGGUCAACUCACCUGGAGACGGAUGGGGUCAGGUGUUACAAAGUUCAGUGGAGCAGUGUAGCACAGCCAGAUCAAAGAGAGGUGAAAUUGGAUGUCAGCGAGUCCAGCUGUGUGAUAAACAAGUGUUUGCCGGGCACAACCCACUUUGUGAGGGUGAUUUCUGUGUCUCCGGAUGGUAAUAUUCUGGGGAAGUCUCGACAACUGACCAUACAGACGUCUGCACCACCAGAUGCUCCAAAACUGGCUGUCAGAGCAUGUAAUUUCCGCUACAUAGCAAUACAGUGGGAUAAGCCGAUCACAUAUGGUGAUGCAGGUAUAAAUGGCUACAAAGUGUACAUAAAUGGUGUUGUUGAAGCGUCUCUCACCCCGCAACAGCUCAGUUUUACCUUCACACAUGGGGCAUGGUGCCAGGAAUAUUGCUUCCAAGUUCAGGCCAUGUGCACAGUAGAUAGACUGAACAGCAAAAUAUCUGAACCACUGAUAAUAGCCUGGCCAGGGGUCAAAUCCCCUGUUCUUGAGCGUAUACCGACGGUCAGUUCCAGAGCAGUGAGGGUACGCUGGGAAACACCAUAUUGUACAGAGGGAGUGACAGUAAAACACUUCAAGCUGCUAUGUGUUGAUGUGAACACCGGGAAGACUGUCCAGUCUCUUGGACCUUUGCACCCAAACAUGAGAGAGGCAGAGAUCAGGGGUCUGCACAAGUCUAGCUACAGUCUCUACCUGGAAACACAUGUACAUGGAACUAGUGAUGUGGUGGUCUCGACUCCCAUGAGCACCCACCCUGCUGUAUUACCUGAUCCCCCAGAGUUGGUUGUGUCGGUGAUUGGGCUGGAGGAGAGGAGGCAGCUGAACCGAGUGACAAGCGAACUUGUCAACAAGAGGGACAGACUGAUUAGAAAGGUGGGACAUCAGAUCAAAAAGAUGGGAAUUGCAAACCAUGCCAAAUUGAAAGACAAAAAUCAGGAAAUCCUGAAGGCAGCUCAGACUUUGUCCACUAUUGAGGACCUGUUAGAAAGCUGCUUCCACGGAUUGGCUGAGUACUCAGGUCAUGUGAUGGUGCAUUUGAGCUGGCAAUGUAUACAGACAAACAGGGAUGUUGAGGUCACAGGGUACCAGGUGUUGGUGGAUGGAAAGCACUAUGGGAAUGCUCUUGUGCCUGGAGUCAGAGGGGUUAGGGUCAAGUUGGAUCUGGACCAGCCCAGCCACACCAUCAGUGUCUUAGCCUUGACCAGUAAUCAGAUUGUUACCUCUGAAUCUAACGAGGUGAAAGUUCUGACUGAAGCUUUCCAGCCAUUCUCCUUCUACUGCUACCAUGAUGUGCACCGCAGAUCUGUCAGUUGGCCAUCCCGGGGAUGCUGUCGAUUUGAUGACUCUGUCAUUUAUGAACGACAGCUUGCGAAGAAGCUUGCCAAUCAGGGGCUUCUCAAGAAACAAGUACCGCCUCCAGCAUGCAGUCUCCUAGAUGUCUUUGAUGGUGAAUUUAAACCUCUGCUCACACACAACAAACUGUCCCAUGCAACUGUGAUGCUGUUUUGGACUCCAUGGUGCUUAGCUUCCAAAGGUGUCAUGAAUCACUUUGUCAAGUUUGCCAGGGAUAAUUCCAAACGACACAACUUCAUUGCGAUUUCAUCAAACUAUGAUGCCCGUCAGCCUCAUGACCGUCAACAGUUGAUCCAUACCAUCACAGAGAAUGGCUGGCGGGACGACCUGGCCGUCUGGCACUGCACAAGUCACUGCGCCUCAUCCGUGUCCACUCUACCUAACAACAUCAGCAGGAGCAAACUUGCCAAACCUGGGCAGUAUCCUGAAGAUGACUAUGACACUGGUGAUUUUGUGGAUAUAACUGAAUUACUGGGGAUCGCUGGUGUACCGACUUUUCUGUUUAUCCAUCAAGAUGGUUACAUUGCUUGGCAUGGUCGAUACUGUGCAAAUAGCUAUAAAGACUUCAGUGGCUUUAUGAACAGAACAUUUGAAGAAGUCAGUGGAGGAAUGUUGAAUCAUGAUAUUACAGACGACACACAAAUUGAUCCAGAAAUAUAUGAUGUAUUACUUAAGUUUGAAAGCUCCACCAGCAACCCUUCCACAAUGAAGGUUGGUGUAACUGAAGAUGUCACUCAGGCUCCAAUGCUCCUCCCACUGUCAGACUAUCCACCAUUCAAUAGACGUCCAAAAUCCAGCUCCUCCCAUCCUGACAACCACCCUGGAAACAAGAAACGAUUGUCUUCACACAAGAAAAAGCUUUUGAGGGGAAAGAAGAAAGGCGUGCGUUCAGGGUCUAACACUGUGCUUUUCUCAACAUGAGAGAAGUUUUUAUUUGGCUAAACAAAUCAAAACCUACCAGCAUAAAUAAAAUACGCUCUUCAUGGUGUCACGUACCGUUUUAUACUAGAUAUUUGUUGUCAUAGUUUCCUUUGAUUUUAAUGGAGUAUUUUAACAUAAGUUAAUGUUUGUUUGUCACUACAAGCUGUGAUUAGUUGUGUCAAUGUAUUCAAAUUCAAAAUUUGAGUGAAUAUUCAACAAACUAUAUUUCAUUCUAUUGUAGCUUUACAACUAAAAUCAAAUCACUGCUGGUGAAAAAUAAACGUGAGCAGGUUUUAAUGCAACACUUGCUUUAUAACACAACUUUAUGCUCAGUAUUUUCUUUGUGCUCAGCACAAAGAAUCAUUUUCUUAAAUAUUAAUUACGAAAUAACCAAUUAUAUGCAUCUUGUGUAACUGUUUUUUAAGUUAAUAACAGUUUGAACACUGGUAUGGUCUAAUUUUUGUUGAGAUGGAAACAUAGAGAGAAUGAUGGUUAUUGUGAUAGAUAGGACAAAUACUUAGGUGGACAGACUGAGCAUUGCUCAUUGCAUGGGGUGAAAGAAGAAACGUUCACCAGGUGAAGUAUGGUGAAAUUGUCUUAUUAUGGCAACAGGUAACAGCUUCUGAACAAAUACAUGUAAGCCUACAUCUGUCAUCAUAAUUGGAAUGGUUACCCCCCUUUAAUACAAACAAAAAUUCCCCUGCCCAAGGUUGCAGGGUAGGGUAGUGUGUUGUAACUGCUGGUAAAAGAUCUGUGCCAAAUACAUGGUGGUUUAUAUGUGUACCUGUAUGUAGCAAAGGAUAUUCAGUGCUGUUGUAAUAAUGUCAUAGAACUGUGACAGAAGACUGAAAUAGAUUUUACCUAUAUGAGGUACACAUACUUUCAUGGGAAACAGUUUGGUGAUAAAUGGGUAUGAUGAACUGCUCAUUGUAAUGCAAAAGGCUGCUGGGAAUUGGAUUUGAAUAUAAAGUCAUAAGUGAUAUUUACUUUAGAAUACUAGGUGAAGUAUGAAACCUUAUAUGCAAGUGUAAACAAUAACGUGUAUCUCUAUUGAUACUUGUAGAUUUUGACACAAUCUUUAUAAAUAUAUAUAUAUUUUCUGAAAAUCUCUAGCCACUAACUUUGUACAUGAAUAUUUUUCAUCUUGCACGACUUCUGUGAUAAGCCAAGCUUUUGGUUACCCAUACAUCAAGUUUAUAUGAAUGUGAAAUUAUGUAUAUUACAGUUUUUUUUGUUCCUUUUUAUGUGCACAUUUUCGAAUACCUUUCUUUGUAAGGAUUUAUUUUUUCUCUUAUCUGUGAUGUCAUUCUAAUGAUAAUUACAGUACACUUGAAGUUUGUGAGAUUUAUACCGUAUCUUUUAUAAAGUAUUCCGUUUUACUUUCAGGAUAUGAUUAAAUUGAAUAUUUAUUGGUCCAAGCUUGUGAGAUAAUGUUUCAGCCAUAUUCUUAUAGUAUUUCAUAUAAAAAGGCUUUUUCAUCCAUAUACUCGCAAACUGUACCAGGAAUUCCUGUGGCUACCAGAAUUAUAUGCAGAACAUAUCACACCCAGUGAGUUACAUCCUCCUAGGUGGCAAAUAUAAACGAUACAAUAAAAA
This is a messenger RNA of Liolophura sinensis, 12093 nucleotides long. RefSeq lists its product as uncharacterized. The record is from RefSeq and is a predicted model, not a curated record. Gene Ontology annotation, molecular function: protein binding. The transcript is spliced from 69 exons. The coding region runs from base 382 to 10497 and encodes 3371 amino acids. NCBI's taxonomy places the organism in Eukaryota, Metazoa, Mollusca, Polyplacophora, Chitonida, Chitonidae.